AUGAAUCAUCUAGGACUUCCGCCUGGCUGCCUCCAUCGCUCAUUCAUUUUUCGCCUUUUCAAGAACAUCAAGAGUUUCCUGAUCAAUCGAUUACUACUUAAUCCAGAUAUGGAUCCGCACACGUUGCGGGACUGUUUGUCUGUGACUGGAGUCGAUUCGCCUGGGAAAUCUAUAGCGGCUGGACCGAAUGGGCAACUGAUUUUCAAAAAAUCAGCCAGUCAGCUCUACUACUGCGAUGUUCACGAGAUGUCUUCCUAUACCCUGUGUCUUUCACGAAUGGAUCCGCUUUAUCAGGAUUGUCAGGUGAAGUGA
Haemonchus placei is the source of this 312-nucleotide messenger RNA. NCBI's taxonomy places the organism in Eukaryota, Metazoa, Nematoda, Chromadorea, Rhabditida, Trichostrongylidae. The record is from the annotation of a GenBank genome assembly.